AUGAUUCACCCAUGUUCAUCGAAGCAAGAUUUUGCCAUCGAUGUAUCCGAGGAGUAUUUCAUAGAUCAACAUGAGAGUACCCACAUGCCUCAGGCAGACGGGUGCUCUUCCAGCAAGGCAGCGGAUGAUGAGGAUGAACGUGCCGUACAAAUAGUAGAAGCAGGGGAAGCUGCUGCGAAGGAUCCCAGGACAGCAAUGCCAUCUUUUUUAAAGAUCUCACACGAUGAAAUGAAAGCAAAAUACGCUCAACUGACGCAGAUGGAGGAGGAUCGUUUGGCAAACAAAGAUGAUCCCAAGUGGUCGAGAGAGGAGCCAGAUCGUGAGCUCGAUCGUUAUGCCAACGUACAUCCAUGGGCUGGCAACCGUAUCAGACUAGUUGUGCCCGAAGGUUUUAAUGAUUACAUCAACGCAUCUCCUGUUACUUUGACCUCUACUGCUGAAAAGCAAAGUACGAUGAAGAAAGGUCUGCAAGACAAGUAUAUUUGUAUGCAAGGCCCGAAAUCUCAAACUGUGGAUCACACCUGGCAUAUGCUGUGGCAUUCAAUUUCAGUACCCGAUAACGCAGCACCUGGUGUCAUCAUCAUGCUUAGUCCUCUAGUUGGGCCUAAUCCAGCCAAGCCUGAUGAGAUGAUGGAGAAAUGUUAUCGAUACUACCCGAUGAGUGAGGAUGAUCCACCUCUCAAUGUCAACGAGGCGGGGGCGCUUGGAGAAGACUUCAAGGCCCAAGUUCGAUUUGUGUCAAGAGAAGAGAACAUUGAGGGCACUGGUAUCGAGGUCCGUCAACUUGCUAUGUCUGUAGCAGGUGAAGAUGAAGAGAAAAUCAUCUGGCAUUUCUUUUAUCCUCUCUGGCCUGAUAUGGGCUCAUUGAACAGCCAAAAUGUCAAAAGUGUUCUAACAUUGAUGGAUCUUUCUCGAGCUAAGAAUAUGGAGGAAGAAAAUCCAAGAGUUGUGCAUUGCAGUGCUGGUGUUGGAAGAACUGGUACUUUCGUUGCUUUGGAGUUUUUGAUGGGAGAACUUCAGGGUGGAGCUUGGGAAGGAUGGGAUCAAUCAGAGGAGAAAAACAACGAUGCCAUAUACGAGACUGUCGAUCAAUUGCGUCAGCAAAGGAAGACUAUGGUUCAAGCUGUGGAACAGUACGUUUUCUUGUAUGAGGUGUUGAGAAAGCAGUGGGAGGAGAAGUAUAGAUUACCAUGUUCUGGUGGUGAACAUACCCAUGAUUCUCCUCCUGAAGAAGGCAAAAAUACUGUAUUCAGGGCUGUCCCACAGAAAUAG
This is a messenger RNA of Sclerotinia borealis F-4128, 1272 nucleotides long. The record is from the annotation of a GenBank genome assembly. Lineage: Eukaryota; Fungi; Ascomycota; Leotiomycetes; Helotiales; Sclerotiniaceae.